CAGUCUCGGAAUUGAGAAAGUCCCUGCGACGCAGCGAGGAUCUGGUUGCAGAGUUGAAUAUACGUUUAUCGGAAAAGGAUGAUGACCUAAAGACCAGCAACCAAACUAUUUUAACAUUGCAGUCUGAAAACGACGAGCUUGUUAGGGUCAACAACCGCAUUCAAAAGAGUAUGGAGGACACUAACCUUGGAUUAGAACGUGCGAACAAGACGGUCGCGAAUCUCGAGGAGAAAAUCUCGUACUUGCGAGAUGAACUGAAAGAAGCCCGAGAGUUAAUUGUCAAUCUGCAAAAGCGUCCAGAUCCCUUGGACGACAAGAGUAUGGGCGAGAAAAAUGUGAUCAUCGCUGACCUUAAGUUGCAGCUCCAAAAUUUCGAGCAUCACCGGAACAUGAUGCAAAAACAAGUUAACGCUGCUGUGAAGCAAGUGGCAGAGUUUGAUGAGUUGAACGCCAAGUACCAGAGCUCCGCUACUCAAUUGAAUGAGCUCCGCGAGCAGCUGAGGAACUCUGAAGCUAAACGUAUCAUCCACGCUCGAAACGAGGAGCAACUGCGCAAGGAUUUAGAAAAGUUGCGCGAUCAAUCCAGUCGGGAUCAGAAAAUGCUCUCCCUACGCAGCGACAUGAUCAAUGACCUUCAAGACAACGAGAGGGAUUGUCAGCUCAAAAUCGAUAAAAUGUACAAAGAAAUAACAUCCUUUGAAGAGGUAAAGAAGAACCUGACCCUGAAAGAGAAGGAGUUCAGCAACCUUUUCGGAACCCUAACAUUUAAGCAGAAGGAGCUUAGACGACAGGAUCACGCCAUCAAGUUGAUGAAGGAGGAAAAUUCAAGGAUUAUAUCGCGGCAGACCAAACAGAAGGAACGAAAUACUGCCAUGCAGGCGGAGAUAAUUAAUCUCAAGAAAAUAAUAUUUAAGUAUGCGAAGUUAGUUAUUGGUACGAACGGUCAGAAAUCUUUUGAGGUUGUGCCAGACUUAGAGGACGCUUCUAUUAAUGCACCGAGGCUGCAGCCACAGCCGCACCCACACCCACCGCAGCGCCGGCAUCGGUCCAUGUCCCUGUCGCAUGGAAGAAGUUUCUUUGAUCCACUGCAGCGCUUUCACGAACAGCAACAGAAGCUUCUGCAGCGACAACGUCGCUCCACAGACAGCCCCAGAAGAAUGCAUCAGCAUAACCAAGAAGACCGGCAGCAAAAUCCGCUAAAUAUUCCCGCUCCUCAGCAACAUUCAUCCCAGCAAAAUAAUCAACUAAAUCAUCAUCUUCACCGUCGACACCGACGUCACCACCGUAACUAAUACGGAAAUUAUUAAGAUAGCUUACCAAAAUUUGUUGUGAUAGUUUGCCAACUGGCAUUUGUUUGGUUUUCACCCAGUAAACGUUCUUUAAAGAAAUCAGA
This is a messenger RNA of Drosophila bipectinata, 1393 nucleotides long. NCBI's taxonomy places the organism in Eukaryota, Metazoa, Arthropoda, Insecta, Diptera, Drosophilidae. The record is from RefSeq and is a predicted model, not a curated record.